Scophthalmus maximus (turbot) is the source of this 3062-nucleotide messenger RNA. Its product is annotated as tyrosine-protein kinase receptor TYRO3. The record is from RefSeq and is a predicted model, not a curated record. Bases 130 to 2844 code for a protein of 904 amino acids. Gene Ontology annotation, molecular function: protein binding; transmembrane-ephrin receptor activity; ATP binding. The transcript has 15 exons. Gene Ontology annotation, biological process: axon guidance; multicellular organism development; phagocytosis. NCBI's taxonomy places the organism in Eukaryota, Metazoa, Chordata, Actinopteri, Pleuronectiformes, Scophthalmidae. Gene Ontology annotation, cellular component: signaling receptor complex; neuron projection; plasma membrane.
AGAAGGCGUGGGCAUAUCAUCCAGAGGAGGAAAGGUUCAGUUCAGCAGCUCAAUUACAACAUUCUUGUAAUGGGUGUAUGUAAACACAGUACGAACUGGCGGCAGUGGGUAAUGAUAAGAGAUUAAAACAUGGCUGUGUGUGACAGUACACUGUGGUCCGUGACUGUAUUCCUAUUGUGGACCUGGACGUGGGAAGCUGGCAGUGGUACACAAUAUCAAGCAGAGGAGGUGGAGAUUUUCAAUUCCGACAAACGGGCCAGACUGAUGUGGACGUCCGACCCACGCCGAGAGUGGACUGAAAUUCAGCUGAGACUUGGUGCACAGAAUCCAGUGCCUGUGCUCCAAGCUUGUGGCAGAAGAAUGACAAGAACUAUUUUAAGCCACUGGAUGGAGCGUGAAGAAGCUCACAAUCUACUAAUGGACUUAACAUUUGCCCAAGAAGAAGAGCCCCCCGGUCAGCUCGGCCCACUGGGAGUUCAUCUCUUUGACACAGACACGCCCAUCGGAAUGUUUCAGAAUAGGUGGACAAUUCUGGAAAUCCAGACCUCUAAGCUCAUCCCUGGCACGGUCCCUCCGAGCCAAAUAUCCAGCUAUCUCAACCGCAGCCUGGCCCUGAGCCUGGGCUCAGUCAGCCGCAGAGGCUUCCAGCUCGCCUUCUCAUACUCAGGGACGUGUGUGUUCUUAACGUCCCUCAGAUUGUACUACAGGAGGUGCCCGGACGCUGUGGCCCAUCUGGCCUUGUUUGGAAGGACCGGGGCCGGGUCCGGGCCGCUGACAGGCGCCUGUGUGAAAGGAGCUGUGGAGGUUUCUCUGCCGGUUAGAGAGUGUGAUUCCGAUGGAGUUUGGGGGCCACUGCAGGGGGGAUGUACCUGUGAACCUGGGCAUCAGGCCAUGGAUGACAUCUGUCAAGCGUGCAUGAUGGGCUACUACAAACCGGCCAAUGACAGUGCAGGAUGCCGGCUGUGCCCAGCGAAUUCCCGGACACGCCGGGAGGGAUCGGAGCGAUGUGACUGCCUGCAGGGUUACAGCCGCCUGCCCACUGACUCUGUUGACCUCAGCUGCACCAAGCCGCCCUCUGCUCCCGUGAACCUCACAGCACAUCAUCACAAUAACGACUCGGCGCUGACAGUGACGUGGGAUCCACCUCUCGACCGGGGAGGCAGACAGGAAGUGACGUACGGCGUCAAGUGUGAGAAGGACGCAGAGACUGGCGGUCAGUGGGAGGCGUGCGGGGACAACGUUGUUUUCCUCCCAGGCUCAUCGGGGCUCACCAGCACCUCGGUCAACAUCGCCGGACUAAACCCACAGUGUGACUACAGACUCUCAGUGCAUGCCUGGAAUGAUGUGUCCAGCAUGCAGCGGGCGCCGCCUGCAUCCACCGCCACUGUCACCAUUCAUAGAUGGAAGACUCCCUCUGCGGUGAUCACUGUGGCUCCCGGCUUAAACAACUCAGAGCAUGAAUCCACGCCAGCCCCUCAGCACCACAGGCGCUUCUACGUAUGGCUUGCAGUUGGUGUUUUAUUCGGGAGCCUACUGCUCAUAGCUGUCAUCCCUAUAGCCGUGUGCAUCCUGCGGGGGAUCUACACUAAACUCCGGUCAGAGCAAGAAAUUGAGCUUUUGCCAAUGGAUGCUGAACUUUCCUACCGACCUCUGCAGGUGGUGGAGGCUGCACAACCGCAGCAGGCCGAGGGGGUGGAGGGCAUGGCCCAGAUGCUGGAGGGGUUCAGUGGCAGCCUGCUACUCAGUCUGAAAGAGGUCCUGGUAGAGAGAAACAAGCUGACCCUGGGGAAGGAGCUUGGCAAAGGAGAGUUCGGCUCAGUCUAUGAAGGGAUUUUUGAACGGGAUGAAGGCGUGGACAUCAGGGUGGCUGUGAAGACCAUGAGAGUCGGAAUUCACAGCCAGGAAGACUUGCAUGAGUUCUUGAGAGAGGCCGAGAUCAUGAGGCACUUUGAUCAUGAAAAUGUCGUCAGACUUCUUGCGGUCACUCUACAGAGGGAGCAGGACUCUCCUCUGCCUGUUCCUCUGGUCAUCCUGCCAUACAUGAAACACGGAGACCUGCGCCGCUUCCUCAUUGCUACACGCUAUGGUGAUAUUCCUAUGUUUGUGCCCUGUCAGAGUCUCCUGCGCUUCAUGAUCGACAUCGCAGCGGGGAUGAGCUAUCUGAGCUCACGGGGGUUUCUGCACCGAGACUUGGCUGCACGCAACUGCAUGCUGGGUGAUGAUAUGAGGGUGUAUGUGGCUGACUUUGGCAUGUCCAAGAAAAUCUACAGCAGCAAUUACUAUCGUCAGAAAGUCGGUAUCCGUGUGCCAAUCAAGUGGCUGGCCAUGGAGAGCCUGUCUGAGUCUGUGUACACCUCCAAGAGUGAUGUGUGGUCGUUCGGGGUGACCAUGUGGGAGAUUGUGUCCCGGGGGAGGACUCCUUAUCCCGGAGUCCAUAACCAUGAGCUGCUGGACCUGCUGCUGUCGGGACACAGGCUCAAACCACCAGAGGAGUGUGACCAAGCACUUUAUGAAGUCAUGUGGAGCUGCUGGGAUAAGGAGCCGAAUCGGAGGCCUGGCUUCGAGGAACUGGGCGAGUCACUGAAAGGUCUUCUGUCGGAGCUGCCAGUCCUGGAGGCAAGCCAGGAGGCCAGUUACAUCAACCAGGGCCUGGAGGCUGCUGCUGCUGUUGCAGCUGCCUCUCUGGAGCCACAGACAGAGUCUGGGGGGAGAUGGGAAAAUAUCUACCUGCCUACACCUGUGGGCGAUGCUGCAGCCAGAGAUGAGGAGAUGGAAUUAGAGGACGGCUACCUUAGGAGUAUUGCGGCUUCAACGGUCAAGGCGGAUGACAAUCUGCGUUGUUAGAAGUCACAAAGUAGUAAUUUUGUAUUAAAGCAGACUUCUCAUGAACUGCAUGUGUGAAAAAGAGACAGAUUACAUCACAUUGCAUUCAUCUAGCUGAUGCUUUUGUCCAAAGACACUUUCAAUAAGUGACUUGAAACAUGAAAAUAUUACCCGAAAAGUGCAAGAAUCAUGCAAGUACAUUAUUAUUACAAAUUAUCAAAUAGGCAAAAAUAGUUUUU